CUCUACCCUGCUGUAUAUGCAUGUGCAUACAAUUACAGAAUUAUUUUAUUUUUCCACAAGGACUAAGCUUUCAUACAUUAUUAUUUUCCUCUUGACCUUGUAUGCUGAAAGAAAAGAAUUAAAUGAUUUUUUGACAAAAUUAUUUUAAUGUUAAACAAAUAUUGUAAAACUUCUGUUUUUUAAAAUUUUGAAUAGCAAACCAAGUAAAUGAAAUAUCUGUUUGAAGUGCACAUUUUCUGCAAAACUGAAAAUUCAAGGCUGAUAGACAACUACUGCCUAUAUAUUUUGAGAAAUGAAGGAUAUUUUGGUUAAAUUUGAAAGUGGACAAAAGUUGAUGGAUGUGAGAAAAUAUGAUGAAGCAGAGAAGAUAUUUAACGAGAUCAUUAUUGACAUAGAAAAAAUGAAGACUGCACAUGAAAGGAAAUUGUGGCUGUCGAAAAUAUAUAAUAACUUAGGAUUUAUUCUGUACAAAAAGGUUGAAUUUAAUAAAGCACAAGAAUUGUAUAGAAAAUCCAUGACAUUAAACCCUUCUUUUGCACCAGCUUAUUACAAUCAUGGAGUUAUCAAUUACCGUCUUGGCUUAUUUGAAUCUGCUGUGAAAGAUCUCAGGACAGCUGUCCUGUUGGAGCCGCAAAAUUCAGAAUUUGUAACUGGAUUACAUGAAAGUGAAGUUGCGCUGAAUGAAAUAAAAAAAUUUGUUAAAUGAAAUCCUUUUUGUUGUUAAUGUUCUUUAAAAUGUACCUGAACAUCUAUUUUUUUUUUAAAAAGAGAGGUCCAAAUAUUUUAUUUUCAUUAGUGUCUUCUUUUUAAGACACAUGCAAUGUAUCUGUUACCUUAUAACCAGUGAAAUUAUUUUAUACAAUGUUUAAUUAUACUAAUAAU
Molecule: messenger RNA, 882 nt
Organism: Argiope bruennichi
Lineage: Eukaryota; Metazoa; Arthropoda; Arachnida; Araneae; Araneidae
Product: tetratricopeptide repeat protein 32-like
Exons: 5
Coding region: 293-706 (137 amino acids)
Molecular function (GO): protein binding
Source: RefSeq, a predicted model, not a curated record